Syngnathoides biaculeatus (alligator pipefish) is the source of this 5831-nucleotide messenger RNA. RefSeq names its product AP2-associated protein kinase 1-like. The coding region runs from base 395 to 2779 and encodes 794 amino acids. Gene Ontology annotation, molecular function: protein kinase activity; ATP binding. Gene Ontology annotation, biological process: protein phosphorylation. The transcript has 21 exons. The record is from RefSeq and is a predicted model, not a curated record. Lineage: Eukaryota; Metazoa; Chordata; Actinopteri; Syngnathiformes; Syngnathidae.
UGUGAAGCUGCAACAUAGACACACGCAAACGGAUUACAACCUUGAUUGAGGCCCCUCCCCCGUCGGACUCGUCCGGGACAUUGCUGAAGACGUUUUUACCCCCCACAGAAGAACGCGUUUUCAAUCCCGGCGUGGGGAGGCUAGCGGUGACGUGUUUGGGGUCCCGUUGUGAAGAAUGAAGAGGAGGCUGCUUCAAGCGUGACGACCAUUUAAGUGAGGACAACAUGCGCACAUUCCUCUCAGCACUGGCCAAUAAGGAGCACCCAGGUGGCGAUAAGAAAUUGGACUGUUAAUUAUUCGUUUCCGCUUGUCUUGGACAACUGGAUCUACGCGUGGAUCUGCUUUUCUACAACUGGGAAUUGGAAUUGUCGCUUUUGGAUUAUCCCUUGUGGGAAUGAAGAAAUUUUUUGACUCUCGCCGGGAGCUGGUAAGCUCGGGGCCUGGUCCGGGAGCCGGCGGAGGUGGCGCCGGUUCAGGCGGCGGAGGCAGCUUCAUCGGCCGGGUCCUGAGCAUCGGACGACAUCAAGUGACCAUCGAAGAGAUCGUGGCUGAAGGAGGUUUUGCCAUUGUGUUCUUGGUGCGAACGAAUCAGGGUCAACGGUGCGCUCUUAAGCGGAUGUAUGUUAACAAUGAGCACGAUCUACAAAUCUGCAAACUGGAGAUACAGAUUAUGCUGGACCUUGUUGGCCACAAAAACAUAGUUGGCUUCCUGGAUUCCAGCAUAGCCGCAGUUGGUGCUGGUGAUGUCUGGGAGGUCCUUAUCUUAAUGGACUUCUGUCGAGGUGGACAGGUGGUUAACCUCAUGAACCAGCGCUUACAGACUGGCUUCACAGAGGCAGAGGUGUUGCAGAUUUUUUGUGACACAUGUGAGGCUGUUGCUCGUCUGCACCAGUGCAAGACUCCCAUCAUUCAUAGAGACCUCAAGGUGGAAAAUAUUCUUCUGCAUGACCAAGGACAUUAUGUGCUGUGUGACUUUGGAAGUGCUACAAACAUCUUCCUGAACCCGCAGACAGAUGGUGUACCUGUCAUUGAGGAGGAAAUCAAAAAGUACACGACUUUAUCAUAUCGCGCUCCAGAGAUGGUCAACCUCUACGCUGGUAAAGUCAUCACAACGAAGGCAGAUAUAUGGGCUAUGGGAUGCCUACUUUAUAAAUUGUGCUUCUUCACGCUUCCUUUUGGGGAGAGCCAAGUUGCUAUCUGUGAUGGCAGUUUCACUAUUCCAGAUCAUUCACGCUACUCCCACGAUAUGCACUGUCUCAUCAGAUAUAUGCUGGAACCAGAUCCCGACAAGAGGCCAGACAUCUAUCAAGUAUCUUAUUUUGCUUUUAAACUGAAUCGACAAGAGUGUCCUGUUCCAAAUUUACAUAAUUCAUCCAUUCCUGCAAAACUUCCCGAGCCUGUCAAAGCCAGUGAAGCAUUGGUUAAAAAGAGUCAAACCAAAGCCAGGAUCACAGACCCCAUUCCUACCACAGAAACUUCAAUAGCACCUCGGCAAAGGCCUAAAGCUGCCCAGACACAACCGCAGCCCAUAUCAGGCAUUCUUCCCAUACAAGCCGCCAUGACCCCACGCAAGAGGCCCAACGUUACCUCCGGAGCACCCCAGGCCAUAGUUGUCGGGAGCAAUGUCCCACCUUCAGCUCCUGGUGCUGCCCAGACUGUUCAACAGACUCCCACAAUGCAGACCACCAGCAUUCAGCCUCAGGUCACACUGCAACCUCAGCAGCUCCUCAUGAAACACCAGCAGCCUUCUGCUUUCUUACACCCUCAGAAUAACCAGCAGACAGGUGGAAGGGGGCUUCACAAAGUCAGCUCCCUAACACCGCCAUCAUCACCGAAGAUGGCGACCAAGAGCGGCCACAGACGCAUCCUGAGCGACAUUACUCACAGCGCCAUCUUCGGGGUUCCCGUCAGCAAAUCCACCCAGCUACUGCAAGCCGCCGCGGCCGAGGCCAGCCUCAACAAGUCAAAAUCAGCCAGCACAACUCCUUCUGGCUCCCCAUGCUCAUCCCAGCAGACUGUAUAUCAUCCAGCAGACGCUGAUACUCUGUCUGCCCGUGUUACAACCAAUCCGCAGCCCAGCUGGAAUCCCUUUGGCGACGAUAACUUCUCCAAGCUAACUGCGGAAGAGCUGCUUAACAAAGACUUUGCGAAGCUAGCUGAGACUGCUGCACCAGAGGAAAAUCCAAGGGGUGACAAUCUCAUUCACGGUCUCAGUUCAUUUCCAGACAAGUUGAUUAAUCAUGGACCGAAGUCUCACGAAACCUCUCUACUCCACCCUGACCUCUUAACCCUGGCUGAACCUCUGAGUACAAACGCUGCAAAGGCAGGGGUGUGUGUGGAUUCACUGAUUCCUGGGUUGGAAGCCCCUCGAGCCCAACGGCAAUCGGCCCAGUCAGAGCUCACUUCUGCCAGCAUGCCAGAGACUUUAACUGGGGAGGACUCUCUGCUGGGCUGCCAUCUUCUAUCUCAUUCUUCGCCUCAUGGAAACCAGAGUGUUUCUGCUCUGAAUGUUUCCUGCUAUCGCCCCUCUGCACCUCUCGGUUCCUGCUCCGCAUCCUGCCUGGAGGAGCGACAGCCUGCCCAGGCUGCUGUUGACUCUCCUUUCCUAAUGUCGCAAGUCGGGAAAGGAAAUAAUGACGAGUUUGACCCUAUUCCCGUGCUCAUCUCAAAAACCCCAGACCAAGGUGGGCACUCACGCAACAACAGUGGCAGUUCAGAGUCCAGCCUUCCCAACUUGGCCCGCUCCCUCCUACUGGUGGAUCAGCUCAUCGACCUCUAGAGGGGGUGGGAAAGGUCGAGGGGGCAGUUUGCAACCCUAACUUUGGGACCGGGGAGGAGGGUCAGAGAUUUGGAAAAUGUAGCAUCUCGUGUCGGCGAAAGAGAGGACUCGGCAUAGACUUGUUCACCUUAGGCCCUAUAGGCUGUUCGCAUAAAGCUCUGCUAACGUUCCCAUUAAUGCUUAAGCAUAUCUUCUGCCACUAACACGGCUACACCAUGGCCUUCUUCAUGCUUCCCCCCCCCAUAAUCGCUCAUUUAACGUGCGGCCAUGGUGGCGUACUUCCAUUUCAUGACGGAGUCCUCAUUCACUGCUGCUUUGCUUUCCCUUUGUGCGAGUGUGUCUGUGUGCGCGCACGUUGAAGGUUGAAGCUUCAUUUGAAACCGCUCAUGAUCAAAAGGGUGUAAAUUCUCUCAAAACGUGCACAAUAAACUUGCAGGUAGCCCUCAUAACUGGAUAAACACUUACCCGGAUUGACCCACUAAGAGAGAAACUAUCUGCCCGGACAGAUUUUUUUUUUUUUUUUUUCAAACAGCUGUGGGUUUGUUGGUGCAUUCGGUUUCAUACACUGAAAGCACACGAAAAUAUUUCCAAGAUGAAGAAUUAUGAAUGUAGAGUAAUUCCUGGCAUGUGUCUCAAAACGUUUGUCCAUGUGGUCUAUUUCAAAUGUCUUGUUAAAAUCGGGAAGCCAAAGCGGUAGAAUAAUGAAGUGACGCACCGUCAGGAGACGUUCCAUUUGUUUUAAAAUGAAGUCAAGACGACUUGUCGCGUCCUUGUCAAAGGCAGAGGGGAAAGACACCUGAGUGAAGCUCAGUGAAUACGUUGACGUGUGAAGCCGUAAUCUCCUGUUGGAUGCUUGGGUUGAGCUGGCAUCAUCGUAGGAAACCCCCAGACCAACGUAGCGCCCUUUGCACAGGCUCAAAUAACAGUUUUUUUCUUUAGCUGGAAAGUUACUCCCAUCAAUACAGUGUUCCCCUGGUUCAGAAAACAAUAUCUAAACAUGAACAUUAUUAACCGUUUUUUUUUUCUUUUUUUUUUGUGGUUUUGUCAUGAAACACAUUUUUAAGUAUGUAAUCGCAUCACAUCUGUCAUGACUCUUUUGAGUGCUUUAGAGUGAAUGUAUACAUGUGACAUGUAAAAUGUAUAGAAAAAUGGAACAGAGUCCUUUUUGUUUAUAAAUGCUAAGAUGUCGUGAACUUUUUUUUGCCUGUCUUUUCUCUAUCGUGUUAGAUCUUGGUGUGAAACAUCAUGGGGUCAAGGUCUCCCAUCCACAUCUAUCCAUUAGGUUGUUUUUUUUUUGUACAAUUGAAGCCAGACCUUUACAUCAUUUCAUUUUUUUUUUUUAAUCUUACUGUCUGAAGUCAAAUCAGACUAAACCUCUCCUGUUUCAAGUCACCAAAAUUAAAUGCCAGAAAAAUGAGAGAGAACAUUUCUUAGAGUAUUUUAUAUUGUUUUCUUUAAGCUCAAAAGUGUACAUUUCCUUAGUUUGCAGUAGCAGUGUUGUGGGUUAAAUGUUUUGGGUAUCGUUCAAUAAACUUCUGACAGUACUCCGCUGGAAUCCUGGGCCAAAUCCUCCUGACAGGACUGGUGUAACUGUCAGGUUUGUCGGUUGCCUUGCUCGAACACGCCUUUUCAGAUCUGGGCAGGUCCACAAAUUUUUGAUGUGAUUCAGAUCAGGGCUUUGUGAUGGCCAUUCCAAGAUAUUGACUUUAUUAUCCUCAAGCCACUCUUUCACCAUUUUGGCAGUAUGAUUAGGGUCAUCAUCCAUUUCUUGCCAGCUUCAUCCAACAUCUUCACAAUGUCUUUAGCUUUUGUUCUGGGGUUGAGUCGGACAUUUCGGGCCAAAACUCGUUGAUCUCUGGGACACGGAGCCGGUCUCCUUCCUGAGCGAUGUGAUGGUUGGACAUUCCCAUGAUGUUUAUACUUGUGUAUAAUUGUUUGAACAGAUGAAUAUGGCACCUUAAAGCAUACGGUAAUUGCACCCAAGGAUGAGCCAGACUAGUGGAGCUCCGAUUUAUUUUUUUUUUUUUUUUACUCUUAUUUCCUGGCUGAUUUCUUUAGAUUUUUCCCUUGAUUUCAAACAAGGAAGCAGAGAGUUUGAGGUAUGGCCUUAAAUACAUCCCCAUUUGUGCUGCCAAUUAACUUGCAUGUUGUUGUUUUGUUAUUGUGGCAUUUAAGAGAAUUAAAUAAUUUGGGUGAUCUUGACUGACCUGAGGCGGCACGUUGGAUAAGCUGGUAAAGCAUUGGCUUCACAAUUCUGAAGACCUGGGUUCAAUCUCAAUCAGUUCAGGGUGUACCCCGCACUCCUGCCCGUUGACAGCUGGGAUAGGCUUCAGCACUCGCCGUGACCCUUGUGUGGAUAAGCGGCCAAAGAAAAUGAAUGGAUGGAGGACUGACCUGAAACAGGAUUUGACCUGAGAUUGUGAGACAAAAAGGUGUUUUUGCACAGUAAGUAAACCUCUGGCUUCAACUGUACAGUAGCUUUAUGAUAAGAGCUCUAAAAUAAGAAAUGGACAUUAUGUGAGCAAAUUGAAGAGUGACAUUGUUCUCUGUCACGGCAAAUAAGUUGUGUCGCACAGACAACGGACUGUAUUUGUCACUGCGAGUCUACGUGAGUCCUCCCAAUUGCAAAACAACUGUUGGAAGUGAAGACAUACAGCACUUGUGCAAUCUUAUGGUUUCAGUCUUGGUGAAGAGAAAUAACAAAUCAGGUAGUUUGCCUUUUAACUGCUUGGUGAGAGCCGCCCGCUAACAGCUGCCGUCGACGCCGCCGAGGUAAGACUGACCGUGCGCUCGCCCGUGCCCGUCUUGUCUAACUGCGCCUCCCUCUCCUGCCAAAGCCCCCUCUCCUCCUUUCUUCCGACUCCCUCCCCUCCCAUCCGUUUGAACUGUGGAGAGGAAGUUGUGGAAACAAGGCUUGCGCCGUGUUGUGAUGAUGAAUGUCGUAGAAUGUGCGUGUUUUUGUCAUGACACGUCGUCGCUUUGUAAGAGGUGCUUAUCCUCUAUGUCCGACGGACCUUUCGAUGGAUAAAUGAACUUAUUCUCUUCUGCUUUU